This is a messenger RNA of Didymodactylos carnosus, 594 nucleotides long. The record is from the annotation of a GenBank genome assembly. NCBI's taxonomy places the organism in Eukaryota, Metazoa, Rotifera, Eurotatoria, Philodinida, Philodinidae.
AUGCUGCCGCUUUGCAGAAAGGGCGUUCAAAUAGCCGAAAGUUCGCAUGUCUCGGAAAGAAUGGAAAUUUGGUUCUAUGAUGAGUAUGACCAGCCGACAAUUCUUUUACCGGAAAAUGUUCCGCAUAGCCAGCUGCAAAAUGUUACCCAAUCUGAACUAGACAAAGCGCAAGCAGAAGAUCUGAGCCAUUACGUGCGGGAAACGUAUGAUGUUAUUAUUAUGCAAGUUGGUGAUACAGGGGUGGGAAAGUCAUCUCUUUGUCAAGCUCUAACGGGUAAACUUGGCUUUAGACACGGCAAUCUGAAUGGCACAGCAUUGCCGCCGAGAGCUGGUUUUAUUCACAUACCCACAAAUCAGUAUUUACCAUCCGAUAAACAAUUACGCUAUGUAAUUAUUGAUGGGCCUGACUUAAACCAGGCUGUCGUAGAUAGAACUAGGAAUCUUUAUUUUAUUCGCAUGAAGGAAGACAUGGGUAACUUCGAAACACAGUUAGAAGUUGACCAUAUCGCUCAAUUGAUCGUUGAUUUAACAAAGAUGAUGACAAUAUGUCUUUUGAGAUCUUUAUUUUAUUCGCAUGAAGGAAGACAUGGGUAA